Messenger RNA from Eucalyptus grandis, 1175 nucleotides. RefSeq names its product probable U3 small nucleolar RNA-associated protein 11. Gene Ontology annotation, cellular component: small-subunit processome; nucleolus. Bases 104 to 787 code for a protein of 227 amino acids. Gene Ontology annotation, biological process: rRNA processing. Lineage: Eukaryota; Viridiplantae; Streptophyta; Magnoliopsida; Myrtales; Myrtaceae. The record is from RefSeq and is a predicted model, not a curated record. The transcript has 7 exons.
UUGGGAUAGGGUUUUAGCAGAAAUCGAUCGAGGCUCCUUUCCUCUCGCAGCGUCGCCUUUCGCCGUCGUCGUUUCUCGGCGUCGAUAACGCCCAGCGGAGAGAAUGUCUUCCCUGCGGAACGCGAUCAGUCGGCGCGCUCACAAGGAGCGAGCUCAGCCGCAAUCGAGGAAGAAGUUCGGGCUUCUCGAGAAGCACAAGGACUAUGUCGUCCGCGCGACGGCCUUCCACAAGAAGGAGGACUCCCUCCGGAGGCUCAAGGAGAAGGCGGCCUUCAGGAACCCCGACGAGUUCUACUUCAAGAUGGUCAAGACCAAGACCGUCGAUGGAGUUCACAGGCCACAGAGCCAGGCAAAUAAAUAUACCAACGAAGAGCUCAUGUUGAUGAAGACGCAGGACAUUGGAUAUAUUCUUCAGAAAGUGCAGAGUGAGAAAAAGAAAAUCGAAAAGCUGACUGCCACGCUGCAUUCUCUCGAUGAUCGCCCGUCGAGCAAUCAUGUUUACUACGCGGAAGACAGAGAAGAGGCGAAAGAGAUACAAUCAUCUUCUAAGAAUGGGAAAAUAUCUUUCGAGGACAUUCCUGAUAAUAUCAAAAGGAAAACAGCUGCUUCAUACAGGGAACUAGAGGCAAGAAAAAGUAGAGUAAAUGAUUUGGAGAAGAUAUACAUGGAAAUGUCGCUGAAGAAGGAAUUGCAGAAGAAGGGCAAGAAGCGAAAACUUCGUGAAGAUGAAAUCAUCUGCCCCACCUCAAAACCAGUAUACAAAUGGCGGUCAGAACGGAAGCGAUGAAUAAAGUUCUUUCUCAGCUUGAUGCUUCUCUUUUGCGCAAGCAAUGGUUCUCAUCUACAGUCAAAUCUCUUCUACAAAACUUACCUGUUUGGAUGACGAUCCAGGUGGCUGACGAACCGAUGUUAAGCCAAGAUCACAAUUUUUUGACACAUGAUAUUUAAUGUGAACCUUGAGUUCGAGCGAGUGUACCGUUAGCUUAUUUGUUGAACAUAAUUUGUGAAAUCCAAGUUGGUCUAUUUUUCCACGUCUCUCUUUCAUUGUGGGCAGAAAAUAUGAAGCUGUCAUCUUUUAGAUUUCAUGCUGGUGUAAGCACAUCUAAGCACAUCUUUCGCACCUCACUUGUUCCUUCGUUGCUUACUUAUUCUACAUUAAUCAUAGUGUAUAAACA